Messenger RNA from Paramisgurnus dabryanus, 3264 nucleotides. The record is from RefSeq and is a predicted model, not a curated record. NCBI's taxonomy places the organism in Eukaryota, Metazoa, Chordata, Actinopteri, Cypriniformes, Cobitidae.
UUUACCUAGACUAGGAAACUGAUUACUUGAGGGAAAACGAAACUUAGUUGUUGUUGGUUUGUUUCAUGUUCAUGUUUCUUUGUCUUUGUGUAUAUGCAGUAAAAUGGCAGAAGCCAGUAUUUUAUGGGCUCAGGAUCAGUUCAGCUGUUCAAUCUGUUUGGAUCUAUUGAAGGAUCCAGUGACUGUACCAUGUGGACAUAGUUAUUGUAUGAGCUGUAUAACAGAUUAUUGGGAUCAGGAUGAGGAUGAUGAUAAUGAGGAAGAGGGAGUCUACAGCUGCCCUCAGUGCAGACGGGCCUUCACACCAAGACCUGUUUUAGGUAAAAAUGUAGUGUUUGCUGAAAUGAUAGAGAAACUGAUUAAACUUCAGACUCCUCACCCUGCUCCAUGUUAUGCUGGUCCUGGAGAUGUGGAGUGUGACAUCUGUAGUACUGAAAGAAAACACAAAGCUGUGAAGUCAUGUCUGGAGUGUCUUGAAUCUUACUGUCAAUCUCACUUUGAACGGCAUGAAGAAUUUCGCUCAGGUAAACGACACAAAGUGACUGAUGCCACUGGAAGUUUGCAGGAGAUGAUCUGCCCUCAGCAUCAUAAGCUUCUGGAGAUUUUCUGUCGUACUGACAAGCAGUGUAUUUGUAUGAUGUGUACGGUGUAUGAACAUAAAAAUCAUGAUACUGUAUCAGCCGAAGCAAGGAGGACAGAGAUAGAGAAAAACUUGAUGAAGACGCAGAAAAAACUCAAGAAGAGCAUUGAGCAGAAGCAGAAAGAUCUUCAGGAGGUGAAAGAGGCUGUGAGGUCUUAUAAGCGCUCUGCACAGACAGCAGUGGAGGACUGUGAGAUCAUGUUUACUGAGCUGAUCUCAUCCAUUGAGAAAAGUCGCUCUGAAGUGACACAGCUGAUCAGAGAUCAGGAAAAGACUUCAGUGAUUCCAGCGGAGGAACAACUGGAGCGAAUGAAGCAGGAUAUUGAUGCUCUGAGGAGGAGAGAUGCCGAGCUGGAGCAACUUUCGCAGACACAUGAUCACAUCCAUUUCCUCAAGGUUUUUCAAGGUAUCUCUGCACCACCUGAAUCUACAGUCAUCUUCCCAGUCAGUCCUGUCUGCUCUUUUAAUGGCAUUAUUAAAUCUAUCUCUAAGCUGAAAGAGAGACUGGAGACUCUUUGCAACCAGGAGGUUGCAAGGAUUUCUGCUGGAGGCAGAGACGCUUACAGUUCACAUCCCAGUCUGCUCACAGACUCAUGCAUAGCAACACAGGCUAGAGUCUUAGAGACUGAAGAGGUCAUUCCAGUCUUGGAGGUUGUUCCAGUUUUGGAAACUGAGGAGGUCACUCAAGCCUGGGAGAAUGAGGAGGUUGUUUCAUUCUGGGAGACUGAAGAGGUCACUCCAGUCUUGGAGACUGAAGAGGCUGUUCCAAUCUUGGAGACUGAUGAGACCGUUCCAAUCUUGGAGACUGAAGAGGCUGUUCCAAACUUUGAGACUGAGGAGGUUAUUCCAAUCUUGGAGACUGAGGAGGCCAUUCAAGCCUGGGAGACUCAGGAGGUUGUUCCAGGCUUGGAGACUGAGAGGAUUUUUUCAUUCUGGGAGACUGAGGAGGAUGUUCCAGUUUUGGAAACUGAUAAGGUCCUUCAAGCCUGGGAGACUGAGGAGACGGAUCAAGUCUUGGAGACUGAGGAGGUUGUUUCAUUGUGGGAGACUGAGGAGGAUGUUCCAGUCUUGGAGACUGAGGAGGUCAUUCAAGCCUGGGAGACUCAGGAGGUUGUUCCGGGCUUGGAGACUGAGAGGAUUUUUUCAUUCUGGGAGACUGAGGAGGAUGUUCCAGUUUUGGAAACUGAUAAGGUCCUUCAAGCCUGGGAGACUGAGGAGACGGAUCAAGUCUUGGAGACUGAGGAGGUUGUUUCAUUCUGGGAGACUGAGGAGGAUGUUCCAGUCUUGGAGACUGAGGAGGUUGUUUCAUUCUGGGAGACUGAGGAGGGCGUUCUAGACUUUGAGACUGAGGAGGUUGUUUCAUUCUGGGGGACUGAGGAGGUCAUUCAAGCAUGGGAGACUGAGGAGGCCGUUCCAGACUUUGAGACUGAGGAGGUUGUUUCAUUCUGGGGGACUGAGGAGGUUGUUUCAUUCUGGGAGACUGAUGAAGUUGAUCCAGUCUUGGAGACUGAAGAUGUUUUUCAGGCCUGUGAUACUGAGGAGCCCAGUGCAAUCUUGGAGUCUGAGGAGGAAUGUUUAUUCCGGGAGAUUGAGGAUGAAGAGGUUGGUUCAUUUUGGGAGAAUGAGGAUGAAGAGGUUGGUUCAUUCUGGUAGACUAACGAUAAAGAGGUUGAUUAAUUCUGGGAGACUGAUGAGGUUGUUCCCCCUGCCUGUCUUUAGUUCCACUUCUGUUUAGUUCCACUUCUGUUUAAUGCCCUUGUGUCUGUUAUCUUGUGUUGGUUCAUUCUUGCUGUCUGAUGCUGUGUCUUGUGUUUUCCAUGGCCAGCUAAGCCUAGUUUUUCUUGUUUUUUUUCUGCUUUGUUUUUAAAUAAAAAAACAGCAAUCUUUAAUACAAUAAUUGAAUUCAAUACAUAAAUAAUACAUCAUUCUUCAUUCUAAUUAAAAAAAAAAUCUUAACCCCCCUGUGUAUGACCCAUUUGUUCUAGAAUAGGAGUGAAUGUGAUCCUAGUGCAGGAACUCUGAACCCUUAGCAACUCUGAAGCAAUGACCCUCAUCCACGAGGUCCAAGCCACAUUUAUAUUCAGCCUCUUUGUCUAAGGUUUGAAUCUGUAUCUGCCAUGUGCUUGAGCAGAAGUGUUAAAGAGCACCUAUUUUAUUGCUAAAAACAAUGCUAUUUUGUGUAUUUGGUAUAAUACAGUGUCUUCGCGUGGUUUAUGAUUUUCACAUACUGUACAUUUUUGUAACCCUAACCCUAAAACGCACAGAUUUUGUACAAGACACAUUGAUGUGAAAAGUGAUGUGUCCUUGAUUCGCCAGUUAUUCUGUAUGUUGUGAUUGGCCCAAAUACCGCUGACGGCAGGCGGAAAUGUGACACUCCUUACCAUGUUUGAAAGAUUUGCUCACAAUGCAAUGCUCACAGGAGUUAAUUUACAGGCUGUGAGUCCGAAGCGGGAGAAAUGAUAAUAAUGUCGGCCUUUACUACAUCACCAAUCUCAGGAAGUAAACUUUUGCCUACAAUCCGUGUGUUGUUUGUAGUCCGAGAAAAGAGAUUCACGAUGGAGACGAUAACUCGCGUCGUCGUUUACUUUGGGGUUUGUACCUUUUGCAUAUCAUCGACAUGUACU